Molecule: messenger RNA, 9544 nt
Organism: Porites lobata
Lineage: Eukaryota; Metazoa; Cnidaria; Anthozoa; Scleractinia; Poritidae
Source: the annotation of a GenBank genome assembly
AUGCUAGCAGUUCCUGACGACAUCGGCGAAAUGAGGUGAGCUUCGUUGAAAAAUCGCUAUGGACGCUGUUAUAAUGGCAUACAUCGUAAAGCAUAAAGCUUACGUGUUACAUAGAUUUUCCGUUCCUUGAUUUUAACUAGUAUCCAGAUGUACUCCGUUUAAUAUUCUUCAUCUCUAGAAUUAUCAUGAAAAUGAUCUGGAGAAUGAAUGGUAACAUUGGGUCAUUUAUCGACGAUGAAACCUUUAUUGGUUUUCGUUUGGUCUCAUCGUGUUUUUAUUUCUGUGAGAGACCUUUCUUUUAUACAUUAGAAAUUUUUCAGUAAGACUUACCUUAACCUGACAAAACAGUUUAUCACACGUCACUUAAAUAUUUUUCACGCUGUCAGAAUCUCUCAAUGAUCGUGAUAAAUGGAAAUGGGGAGUAAAUACUUUCAUAGCAUAAUAUAUAAACUUCAUUCUUCCAGUUCAAGGAAGUGUUGAGGCAACUCAAAGGUGAUUAAGCCUUUUUUCUUCUCAAUUUUGUUUCGUGGAAUAAUUCAAUGCCUUGCACCCUCUAAACAUACAUAUAUGCCUUCAAACAUUAAUUUACAAGACCAGUACCGGGCCUGCGAAUGAGACACAAUUAGCCCACUACUGGUUGGGUGAAAAUUUAUUUUGAUAAAUAAUUUUAUUCUCACCUAGUGGAAAAUUAUGGUACACUCUGUCUGAUCCUAUUUUUCUGUUUACAGACUCUGGGGGACACCCCCUCCAUUUAGCAGAGAUUCCUUCUUUGAUGACUUUUCUCCAUCUUUUUUUGAGGCUGAUGUAGCUGCCGAAGUUGAGUGGUUAGUAUUCACAACAUAUUUUUAGAGAUCUUUAGAUUCUCAGACAAGGAUAACUAUGAGGAAAAGAUUUUGACAAUACUCAUCAUCAUGUGCACGAAUCAGCUUCAUUUUAGUGGGAAAAUGUAAAAGGCAUCAUCAUUCUACUGCAAGAAUGUCCUAGUUAUUGAAUAUUAGAAGCUUUAUCAUUUUUGUAAUCGGGAGAGGGCUACACCUCCUUCAAUUACAACAACUGUGCUCGCUUUUCUGGUGGAAAAAAGUACAGUGAACCUUUCGUUUACUGUAUAUUUUUGGAGAAAACAUGACCAAACUUUAAAAGUCAAGUCUUGCCUUCAUAGUCAUCCUUGUUUUCGAAUCUUAAAGGCCUCUAUUACUUAAAAUAGUUUAGUUCGCUGCUGGCAACCACCGAUUUGAGUUCCUAAAUUAAAAACUAGUCCAUAUACCAGAAGAUUAUGAUUUUCCUUUUUUUUUUAUUGAGUCAAGACUGAUGAAUGAACUGAUAUGCAGAGAAAUGUUAAAAAGACAGGUUUAUCACUGUGUGAACAAAGUAGAGUUUGGCAAAAACAUUUAAAAGGCACGGCAAAUUCAUAUUUUCAGCAGCAGCUUUGAUCUUCAGCAAGUGAGUAAUGCUGGCUUGGAUAUAGCAUUCCAUCAGUAUCUUCCAGGACUCAAUGAGCAUGCUGCAGAUACUCUGUAUGCACACAGUGUCCCUUGUUGCUUCUUACCAUGAGGCAAGACCACUAUGUUUUGAAUAAAAUUGUUAACCUAUGAGCAAGCUCUCUGGGGUGCUUUUGGUGGUGGGUGGAAAAAGGAAGGAGAGCUUGCAACCACGUCUGUGGAAUUUGAAUAUCUCAUCGAAAAAGUCGAUGCGAAAUGCUGAUUGGUGGAGAUGACAUCAGUAAUGACGUCAUUACCCUUGGCUUGUGUUUUUCAAUGUUUGUUUACUUUAGUGCUUGUUUCCACUUCGCACUGAUUGGCGAAAAUCAGAGAGCCAGUCGACUGGGAGCUGCAGGGGAAUUGGAAGUGGAAGUUAAAUUCCAGAGAUGUAGUUGCAAGCUCUACUUCCUUUUUCCACCUUGCCAUCAGAGUGACCUGGAGAGCUUGCUCACAGGCUAUGAAGUUGCUGGUCCCUGUUCCCUGUGGCACAUUCCUAAGCCAAUGAUUAUAUGAUUUAGUUUUGUUAAGCAUGUUUUUUAAUUUUAUUUUUGGAAUUUUCUUCGAACUUUUUGCUGUUUGUUGUUCUGUAGUGGCCAAGAAGUAGACUGUAAGGAUGACGGAAACUACUGGUACAGAGAAUCAACUUCUGCUGCAUCAUCUGUUAAUGCUUCAGAAUAUAAUUCUGAUGAUGGAUUUAUUGACAUUGAAGAUGAAGGCUUCGAAACUUCACAUUUUCCCGUAAGCCAAGCAGUAUUUUGACCUUGUAUGUGUAAACUGUUUUAUAAAAAACAUCAAAUGGAUGAAAACAUGACUUUUUUUGUCUCACUCAAAGUUCAUUGAUUUAGAUGGUUCACUUCAUAAUUAACAAUAAUAUUAUUUACUUUAUUUCAUAAUAAUUAAUGAUUGCCUAACAUUUGUUUUCAACUUUGAUUGAGUAGUAGUUUAAAUAAUUAUUAAGAUUAAAGUAACAUGUCACAUCCCUUUACCCAUUUUUAUCAUGACAAGUUACAGUGUAGCAGUUCUACAGUACGUUUUUGAUAAAGUUCUUUGUUUAUCUUGUUUUCCAGGGUUCAUAUUUAAACAUUGCCGAACUGGAGAGAAAAUGCAGAGGUAUAAAACAUAUGGUUGAGUAUUCUUAUAUCUUGAUCUAAUAGCAAAUACCUAAAAUCAAUUUGAUUGAACAAUUAAGCUUGUCACAGUAAAGACCAUUCAAACAUCGGUAUGUUUUUUACUAAGUUUGAGCUUUUUUGCCUUAAGGCCAGCACUUUUGAAAAUCUACAAUUCUAGAGAGCUUUGUAGGAUUGUAGGGAAAACCAUCCCUCCAAUUAACACUAAACACUUUUCAUUCCUUUUUUCCAAUAAAACUCAAAUUAUUAUUUUGACAGUCUAAAAAUCUAACACAUAUUUAAGAUUAUUGGAACUAAGCAACCAACUUAAGCAGCUGCAGAAAGAACACGUGAAUGGAACUCAAUCCAUUUUUGAGGCCCAUAUAGCAGUCUUUCAAGUGCAGGGGCUCCUGGUUUGAAGUGUGUAAGGAAGAAAAUGAGAGGGAGGGGUUGAUGCAAGCGGUCUCUAUGUCCUUUUUAAUGGAUCUUCAUUGAGGGACAAAAGUGUUGACACACUGCUAUAAAGUAGCCCUUUUUUGUAUAGUGGUUCUAUCUAUCCCCUCCCCCUGUGUACCGCACCUCCUGGCCCCAAAAUCGAUGUUGUGUUUUAGACCCUCAAGUCUCACUUUCAUUACAUACAAUAUUGAUUCGGGGGUAGGUGAAUUUAGGGCAUUUAAACGGACUGAAAUAAAAAAUGAAUGAAAUUGUUGCAUUGUAGAAUUGGUGCAUUGUAGACAAGUGUGUCAACUACUUUUGUCCCUAUUUUAUCUCUAUCUACUAUUGUUAAUGAGCCCGCAACAUCCUACUCUACAGUUAAGCACUCUAUUGACUGAGCUUGUCCUGCCUCAGUCUAAACAUCUGGUUUAAUAUGGUGUGGGAUAAAAGGACUUCUCACACUUGAUUGGUGCCAGUUUUAGCAACCCAAAAAUGGAUUGCUACUCUUAGACCAAUCAAAGUAGCUCCUAAGAACCCUUGGGGAUAAAGUUGUCUCUCACAAGUAAGGGCAUUGGAAUGAACAUUGGGUUGAUUCGAAAAGUGUUAUAUGAUUCUCUCGAGGCCAGAGGAUAUUCUGAUUAUCUCAGGGAAACAAUCCAAGCAUGUACAGCUGUAUCUGUGUUAUCUGUCACGGAUAGAUUUUUUUGUGUCUGCUUCAACCUGAGCUGGGAAAACUCUGACUUUUGAGCUGGCUCCAUUAUGCUUUUGAUCGUUUUAAUAUUAGGCGAGGACUGCAAUGCCAUAGCCUGCGAAAACAGCUGUUUCUCCCCGCUCCUCACCACUUAAAAUGUUCGCCAGGAGCUACAUCCCUUGUGGCAAGGAGCAAGGAGAAAUGGGAAAACCCCCCUAGCCCCUCCUCCACAUAGCUCCUGCUUUUUCUUCUGGAGUUCAAAUAAAAAUGAAAUUUCCUACUUCCACUUUCAUUAACUGAAUUAUGGUAAACAAAUUUAAUAUGCCAGGUGUGAAUCAUGCAUUAUUUUUUUAACCUGUUUCAAUGUGUUUUUUUUUUAUCCAUAGAAUUAAGUGCUAUUGAUAGCAGCAACCUCAACUGGCGAAAAUGUUCAAGAAAAAGUGGGGAGAAGAAAGGAAAUAAUUGCAGUAAAAGGUCUUCAAGUUCAUUAGUGGAUGAUAUAUUAAGAAGGAACAAAUUCAAGAAUAGCAAGAACUCAAGUUCAAAGUUAAAAAAUGAAUUUACCUGUCCCUGUCAAAAGUUACAAAACUCAAUGGACUUUGGUGUAAGUUGGUAAGUGUGUGUCACAUGAAAAAAAAACUGGAUUCCUUUGUGUCCUCUGAUUGGCUUGAGAGUGGCUGUGUGAUAAUAUACAGUUCCACAAUUUAAUUAGAGGUAAAUGAAUGGAUGUUAAAUCCCAAGCAAGUUUCUUUUUCCAUAAGCUUGCUUGCUAUGAGCUUUGUCCAACAUUAUAUAACAGUACAAGGUCAAAGAGGAAAGAAAUUACUCCACCCUACAAAAUGUUAAGUAGCAUUAGGUAGUCACCUUAAUUUCAUGCACAAUAGUCUCAUCUACUGCAAUUAAUUAUUUUUUUCUAUAUUUUAUUUUAUUUUAUUUUACUACUGAAUUUUUAUAGUAGUUUAGUUCUCUUUUGGUAUAUGCAGUUACUGUUGUGUAUAUUGUAGUUCAAUAAAUAUUUUAUCUUUGGUUGAAACUUCAUUUACCUGUGUUUCAAGUAACUUACUAUUUACAAGCUUGGCCAAAGAUUAUGACUGAGAACAAAUCCAACAAGUGGCCAGAACGGGACUCAAACCCAGGACUGCUGGAUUGCAAGUUGGACGUGCUGACCACUCGGCCACUCUGCCUCCUUGUAAACCAAGGGUAUACAUGAGUCAGAUGCUGAACACAGCCCCUCUGGCAUUAAUGUUAGUCGUAAAUUUCUUGUAUGUUGUUGUGACAGUAUAAAUUAUUUUGAAAAUGAAUUUAAAACCAUUCUUUAUAGGAAUAAAAUGACGUCAGAUGACCAAGCUGAGGCAGUUGAAUUGCUAACAAGAGUUGCUUCAGUGACAAUGGGACUUAGAGAACAAAUGGACAUCAUUAGAAUUAUAAACCCUGAGGCAACAGUUCUACCAACAGACACAGAAUUUGAAAUAGGUACAUGUAUUGUUAAUUUUUUAAAGUAAUGAUGAUUUUAUUAUCUUUAUCAUACUUGCUUGCUUAUCAUACUUGCUUGCUUUGCUUAUUAUUAUUAUUAUUAUUAUUAUUAUUAUCCUAACAUGAGAGGCUUAUCAUGUGGUAGUCCCUACCACUGGGGUUGAAUCCUAGGAGUUGUGGGUAGGGGAGGGGGGGCUACUCCAUUAUAUAAGCUGUAUAGGUAUGUGCUGUAUGAAAGGGUAUGGUUUUUGUGUUUUUUUUUAUCUGGAAACUGGUAUAGACUUUUCCCAUUUUUGUCUGUAAUUGGGUAUGGUUUUUGAGGGAACUACUAAUUCAGUUCCUAAUGAAUAAGAAGUGAAAGAGAAUUUGUUGCGAAUUUGUUGUGGAAUUUAAGAAAUCUUUUCCUUGUUGUUCCAAUCUAAGUAAUGAUGACAUAAUUUCUGUCUAUGUAAACAUGUAUUCUGCAUUUUUUUACUUCUUCCGGUUAUCAUUUGGACAACUGGGUGGCACACCCCCACCAAGAAUUCUUUGGAGUACCCCGGGGGGGAAGGGGGGGGUUGAAUUUUUGUUAGCUGAUUUUAACCAACUCAGGGGGACACUCUUGUGGCAGCUUUCUAUCUCUUGCCUUGGCCAAACCACGGGUAAAUGGUAAACAAAACUCAUUUGCAUCAAAUAAUAGUGCCUUUUAAUAAAAAAUAGCUGUGAAAGCCUGAAACUGGUAUCAAAGAAAGAUUGAAGAAAUGGAACAUUGGUUUCUAUUUAUUUAAAUCAUUGACUAAUCAGAAAAACAGGACUAUACCUUUUCAGACAAUCUGUUGCUCUGGGAAAUUUUUCACUGAAAUGACCUUUGAAGUACGUAGUGUUCCAGUUACAAAUGUGAAGUUUCUGACAGAAUUUCCAGAAACAUUUUGUAACGGUAAACCUAGCUUACCUUUAAAUCCUGGUCACCAGGGAUUAAUUUUUAAAGCUGUCUGGAUUCCAACAUUUUUUCUUAAAGCACAACCUUAUAGUUGUAAUACUCAAAGUGUGGUCGGCUAAGGUUCCUUUCUCACACAACUUGCCCUUCACAUUCACACUUCAAAACAUGCCUCAGUGACCCAAAUACGGUAAAAACCCACAUAUAAGAACCUGUUGGGUUAAGAUUGUCCAUUUAGACCUCUUUUACAUUAGAACCUAUUUUAGCCUACAAUUUUGAAACAGGAUUUUAUUUUGAGAAAUUCAGUCAAACACUGCGUGAAUACACAAGUACCAUAUGUUUGUCCUAUCUGUAACACUGAGUACCAUGUUUUAAUGUCUCUGCUUAACUUCUCUGCUUCUGCUUAACUUGCAUGGCUUUGUAUAAACUUCAUAAAUGGCUCUAACAAGCUUGGGUUAAAGGGAUUUUUACAAUAUAUUAUGCAUGAAAUCGGGCCAAAAUCGCCCACACAUAACAAUGGCAAACACCUUAUUUAUUUUUAAGAAUAGGAACCUGUUUAAGAACCUGAGCAGCCUAAUUUUCCAGUUAGCACCAUUUUUGUACAAUACAAUACAAUAUUCUUUAUUUAGUGAAGGUGACGUAAUAACCCAAUGAGUAAGAACCUUCUUGGCAUAACUUGGAAAAACUUGGGUUCUUAUAUGCGGGUUUUUACUUGUAACGCCUGCUGUGCAUGAGGCUAAACCAGACCGGGCUUGAAGCUCAUCCAGAGGAAGAUUUUGUUCAUUUGUGCAUCAUUGUGUGGUUACGAAAACCUACUGCUUGAAGAAAUGCUAGCAAAUUACAGAAAUGUUUUUGAAGGUAUCAACAUUUUCCCUAAUCUUGUCAAUACUUUUUUUUUAUUUUUCAGACUUAGAUGCGUUUGAUGAUGCAAAAUUCAGUAGAUUACGUGACUAUAUUUCAGAGCAUCUUUCCAGAGAUUCUUGUCUUCUUUGCUUAGGUAAUCUAAUUUGCACAGAGCACAUUAUGGCUUCAAAUUUGCUUUUUUUUUUCUGAAUUAUUGUAGAACUUGUAAAAUGAACAUGAACACAGUGUCCCUUGAGGUGUUGAUGGUUUUGUAAACUAAUUAAAAAUUAUAUGAUGGCAGUUUUUUUUAUUCAUUUCUUUCAGAUUCACAAUCAGAAACGUGUAGACAGAAUUCCAGUUUUUCUCAUAGAAAACAUUCCAAGGUAAGAGAGAGAUAGGUACUCCUUCUGUAGUCAUAAAUGAUGUUAACUGUACACAAACUUAUUUUAGCAAUGUCAUUGCAAACCUCAUGGAGAGAGUUUGAAAGAAAAUUGAAUACAGCAAGAUAACAACCUCAAAAUAACGAAGGGGCAAUUAGGGAAUGGCAAAAUUUGUUUACUAUAACAAGGUUUUGUUAUGAGGUUUCACCGUAUUAAUAUUGAUAAUAGUAGUAAUAAUCUUAUCAACAAUAUUUAAUUAUGGAGGGCAGGAUUGUAACUUUGGAAAAGCUUAGCAUGCUUUUUUAUUAGUCAAGCUGGCUCUUUUGGUUACAGUGUAACUGCACCUUAACAAUUACCCCAUGUCUUCUUUUUAGAAUAGUGUGAUUUGGUAAACUCUCUUUGAGUUAGUGAAAUUUUCCGGCAGCCACCUCUUAGCGAAAUCUAUGGGUGCAAGUUGUUGAUGACACUCUUUUCACCCCCUCCCUUACCUCCUGCAGCUUCCCAUUAUCUUAGCUUCCCACUUCCCUUUUCCACUGAACCUGUUUUCAGCAGUGAGUGAUGCUAAUGUACACUCGUGUGCUGCUACAGGUACCUUAAAAUUCAGAAAAUAAGCCCCUCCAAAUAUGAGCCCCCCAUACUCGUAAUGCAAAAAACCCUCCGUUAAAUUGCCCCUCCAAAUAUAAGCCCCCCGGGAGCUUGUACUUGGAAAUUGCCCUCAAAUACAAAGUACAACAAAGCAAAAACGGUACAUUUCCUUCCAACUAUAAGGCUAGCCCAAUCGAUUUUGAAAUGCAAAUGUCCCUCCAUAGAUAAGCCCCUCCAAAAUUAAUAUAAGCCCCUCAAACAGGGCCUUUGAAAAAUAUAGGCCCUGGGACUUAUUUUCGGAAUUUUAUGGUAUGUUACCAACUGUGAGUUUUUUACUGACAGAGGAAACCAAGGGGAACUCUAAGCAUGAAAAGAAUUUCAAGAAAAUCAUCAAAACAUAAAAGCUUACUUAAGCGGGUCCAUCGGCAAAUGAUGAAAGAACAAAGAAGUGGCCUAUUUGAGAAUGAAGAGGUAAGACAAUGACAUCAUCCAUUGAAAAAUAAUCAUCUGGUCAGCAGAAAAGCUAUUUCUCUUAAGAUACCCCAUCAUGAGUGUUGUAUUUCUGGAACCAUUAAAAAUAACUUCACUUCACUCUCAAAACUGAUUCAAUUUUUAAAUUCUUUUUUCAGGUAAUUUCACUGAGCUCAAGAAAUGAGGAGGAAUCCAAUGACUUGGAAGUUGACAUUCUCUGUUAAUGUCUCCUUUUUAAUCUGAAAAAUCAAAUUAACUCGAGUUUUAGAUUAAAUGUAUUUGUUCUAUGAGCAGUACCCUUUUUUCCAUUUUUGGGCCUUGCAGCUGAUGUGUCACGUGACACAUUUAUACCCCACACUUUUUCCGAGUGUGCGAAGAAAUACCUUCCCAUACAGUUGUUCUUGGGUUACACAUUCCUUCGCAGGCUUAAGUGGAACUGUUGCAUGAGGUAUUGAUGCCUUUUGCUUGGAAUUGCUUACCCUGGGAACCAGAGGUCACUGUAGACUUGACCAAAUCCGGAAACCGCGUAUGAAAAGCCUCUGCCACCCAGGAUAGAAUUUUUAGUGAAAAGCAUGAAAAAUUACAUAACUGCAAGUUUUAUUGAAGUUAUAUUCGACCAUAGUCCAUUUCUACUCCGUUGGACGAAAAAUCUUUCUUCUUAUUUGGGCAGCUACUACAAAAAUGAUAUUCGCUAUACAACUCGAGUCGUAAGCGAUGAAAUGAAGACGAUGGUAAUGAUGAUGAUAGCCCACAUGAUCCUUUUUACUCUAGAUGUUCUCUUUUCGCUCCCAACAUUGAUGCCAUUUCCCCACCGCCGAGGAGCUUGGAGAGACGACUGUUCUUACAGGCUACAAGAUUGAAUUAUUUCUCCAGCAAGUUACAUUUUGUACAGAAACUGAAACUUCCUUAUGCACUUCAUCUAUACCUUUCAUAGGCAUAAUGCGACGUUUUAUGGAGGUGUACACAAGACGUCCAAUUCUUCUUUCUCUUUCUGAACUUAAUUUGGUCGUGGUAGUUUAAUUCCAGGAGAAAUCGGCUUCAUUUCAAAUAGCCCAUUCCGAGUUCCACAAAUUAUCACUUUCAAACCGAGGCGAAGUGCAAAACCUUUGUCGUGAAAAUGAGUUUAUUUGCAUGAGAAUUAAAAAAUUAUUUUCAUAUCAAUAGCU